Exaiptasia diaphana is the source of this 1272-nucleotide messenger RNA. RefSeq names its product fizzy-related protein homolog. Gene Ontology annotation, cellular component: anaphase-promoting complex. The transcript is spliced from 11 exons. The coding region runs from base 528 to 1241 and encodes 237 amino acids. The record is from RefSeq and is a predicted model, not a curated record. NCBI's taxonomy places the organism in Eukaryota, Metazoa, Cnidaria, Anthozoa, Actiniaria, Aiptasiidae. Gene Ontology annotation, biological process: positive regulation of anaphase-promoting complex-dependent catabolic process; positive regulation of ubiquitin protein ligase activity; anaphase-promoting complex-dependent catabolic process. Gene Ontology annotation, molecular function: ubiquitin ligase activator activity; protein binding; anaphase-promoting complex binding.
AACAUCCGUUGAUUUCAAAAAGGCUCGAAGAACAACAGAAAAAUUGCACGUGGAUCAUUCAAAAAAUCACACUUUURCUGAUCGGUURGACCAAAAGAAUUUCCCUGGMCAGCUGGGUURCUUAGGGGAUGAAUUGUUUGAAUAGAUGUUGCAACGUUUGGCUUUGAAUUCAAGACGAUAAUGACUGAACYGUGUGGAUAACAAAAAUCAGUCCAAAAGAACUUGCCGCUCGAUUGAUUGUAUAAAUUGCAGAUUUACUUUGUAAAAUCAGUAUUCUGGACCWUUGGGAGAUAGAUAGCAAGUUACAGAAGGUAAUGGUGAUCGUUUGGAUUGAUUUUUGGUCAAGUAGCUGACGUUUUUGUGAGAAAGCACUCGACUUUGCCGGCUCUCUGAUUUUGAAACGAGCACUUCUUCUGGAACUGAAUUUCCACUAAUAACUGGCUGUAGAAAUUGGAAUUAUCGGAUACCAUCAAGUUCUCUCAUUGCAUUUCAUUCAAUAGUUUGUUAAAGAUAAGUAGAGUGUAAACAUGGAUCCUGAAUAUGAAAAGAGGCUUUUGAGGAGUCCAGGAGUAUCUCCUGUAGCAUCUCCGUUAUCUUCAAGACACAGUCCGUGCACCUCUCCAAUGAAAGACCGUUAUGGUGAUAGRUUUAUUCCUAGUCGUGUUAGUACACUUUGGCAUGGAAAACAGAAUUUUGUCCAAGAAAAUAGUGAUCCYGGCUCUAAGAAUAUUACCAGAGAGAGCACUGGAGAUACUAAAGAAGGUGUAGCCUAUCAGUGUUUAUUAAAAAACGAAUUAUUAGGAGCUGGAAUAGAAGAUCUGAAGGAUUAUCAGACUGAAGAUCGUAAAGUCUUGUCAAGUAAUAGUAAUUAUGUCCAUAAUGUACUUCAGUAUCAAGUUAGAAGAAGUCAAAAAGAAGAAGCGCAAUCAUCUGCUGCCUACUCGUUAUCACCCAUCGGCAAGAAAAGUCAAAGACUUCUUCGGUCUCCUAGAAAGUCAACAAGAAAAAUAUCAAAAAUCCCUUUUAAAGUCUUGGAUGCUCCAGAUUUGCAGGAUGACUUUUAUUUAAACCUGGUAGACUGGUCAGCCCAGAAUAUUCUUAGUGUUGGUCUUGGUACAUGUGUUUAUUUAUGGAGUGCUUGUACUAGUCAGGUAACAAAGCUAUGUGAUCUAUCAGGGGAUGGAGACUCAGUGACUUCUGUGUCAUGGUCAGACAGGGUAAGAGAUAAUUUUUACUCUUGACUAAUAACAGCAACUGUCAAAUGCUAUGCAG